Molecule: messenger RNA, 3273 nt
Organism: Acanthochromis polyacanthus (spiny chromis)
Lineage: Eukaryota; Metazoa; Chordata; Actinopteri; Pomacentridae
Product: aminopeptidase Ey-like
Exons: 21
Coding region: 17-2941 (974 amino acids)
Biological process (GO): proteolysis; peptide catabolic process
Cellular component (GO): cytoplasm
Molecular function (GO): zinc ion binding; peptide binding; metalloaminopeptidase activity
Source: RefSeq, a predicted model, not a curated record
CUUCUCUGGUGGAGACAUGGCGAAAGGCUUCUACAUCAGCAAAGUGGUGGCAAUAGUCUGCGUGGCUGUAGGCAUCGCUGCCGCAGCCACCAUCAUCGCCCUCUCUGUGGUCUACGCUCAGGAGAAGUCAAAGAAUCUGAAUACUGGGACACCUGCAACCACUGAGGCACCCAGCACCAGCCCCAGCCCCAGCCCCAGCCCCAGCCCCAGCCCCACAACACCCUCCACACCCAAGGAACCCUGGCAGCACUACAGGCUUCCAGACUCCCUCGCUCCGACCUCCUACAAUGUGACCCUGUGGCCCCGGCUGACGCCCAACAGCAACAACCUCUACAUCUUCAGCGGACACUCCACGGUGGUGUUCAGAUGUGUGAAGGACACCAACCUGAUCCUCAUCCACUCCAACAAGCUGAACUUCACCAUGUUUAAUGGAUACCACGCCAAGCUGACGGGCCUGAAUGGAGCCCCUGCACCCAGCCUGAAGAACACCUUCCUGGAGGUUCCCACCCAGUUCCUGGUGAUCCAGCUGAGCGACUCUCUGAAGGCCGGCACCUCAUACGAGCUCUUCACAGAGUUUGUAGGAGAGCUAGCAGAUGACCUGGGAGGAUUUUACAGGAGUGAAUACAUUGAAGAUGGAGUGAAAAAAGUUCUGGCCACGACUCAAAUGCAGCCGACAGAUGCGAGGAAAGCCUUCCCCUGCUUCGAUGAGCCGGCCAUGAAAGCUGUCUUCCACAUCACUCUCAUCCACCCCCUCGACACAGUGGCUCUGUCCAACGGCAUGAACCAUGAGCCUAUCAACUUCACUUCGGAGGGACAGACAUUACAACAGACAAACUUUGAACCUACAGAGAUCAUGUCAACCUACCUGCUGGCUUUUGUCGUAUGUGAGUUUGGAUACAUUGGUUCAGAGCCAGGUGCAGAAGUUUUGAUCAGGAUCUGGGCUCGCAGGAAGGCCAUACAGGAGGGCCAGGGAGACUAUGCACUCAAUAAGACUGGCCCCAUACUGUCUUUCUUUGAGAAUUACUACAACUCUUCUUAUCCCCUGAGCAAGUCAGACCAGAUUGCUCUUCCUGACUUCGGUGCAGGAGCCAUGGAGAACUGGGGCCUGAUCACAUACAGGGAGACUUCACUUUUAUACAAUCCUAAAGUGUCAUCAAAUGGAGACAAGGAGUGGGUGGCAACUGUCAUUGCCCAUGAGCUGGCUCAUAUGUGGUUUGGCAACUUGGUGACCACGAGGUGGUGGAAUGACUUGUGGCUGAAUGAGGGCUUUGCCACCUACGUCUCUUAUCUUGGAGCCGACUUUGCUGAACCAGAAUGGAAUAUGAAAGAUUUAAUCGUCCUGAAUGAGAUCAUCGGAGUGAUGGGGGUGGAUGCUUUGGCCUCCUCCCACCCGCUCUCAUCCAAAGAGGAGGACGUCCAGAGGCCAGACCAAAUCAGUCAACUGUUCGACUCCAUUACAUACAGCAAGGGAGCUGCUGUCCUCAGGAUGCUCUCAGAGUUUAUCACUGAGACCGUCUUUUCCCAAGGACUCCAUACAUAUUUAGAGGAGUUCAAGUAUAAAAACACAGUAUACCAAGACCUGUGGAGGCAUCUGGAAAUGGCAGUGAAUAAGGCAGGCAUCAAGCUGCCCUACCCUCUAGAGGACAUCAUGAACCGGUGGAUCCUACAAAUGGGCUUCCCAUUGGUCACCAUCAACACCCAGACUGGUGAAAUCACCCAGGAACACUUUUUGCUGGACCCAGAAUCUGUGGUGGACCGGCCCUCAGAUUUCAAUUACGAGUGGUUUGUUCCUGUUACCUAUAUUAAGACCGGUGGAAGUGAGCAGCAGUUCUGGCUUACUAAUAAACAAGAUACAAUUACAGACGUCGUGGCUCCUGGUGUUAAUGAUUGGUUGGUGGCCAACAUCAAUGUGAAGGGUUUCUACAGAGUCAAUUAUGAUUCUAAAAACUGGGAGAAUCUUAUCAACAAGCUGAACUCCCAACCGAAGGAUAUUCCAGUGAUCAACCGGGCUCAGAUUAUCGAUGAUGCUUUUAACCUUGCCAGGGCAAAGAUAGUGAACGUAACUCUGGCUCUGAGCACGACCAAAUUCCUAAAUAAAGAAGUCGAAUACAUGCCUUGGCAGACAACCAGGAGCAACUUAGAUUACUUCUACCUCAUGUUUGACCGCAGUGAAGUGUAUGGACCCAUGCAGGCUUACAUCAAAAAGCAGGUCACCCCUCUGUUUCAGCACUUUGCAGAUAUCACUGCCAACUGGACAAAGAUCCCUGAAAGCCACACUGACCAGUACAAUCAGAUAAAUGCAAUCUCCUUGGCCUGCAGUACAGGAGUGGAAGGCUGCAGAGAGCUGACUACUAAGUGGUUCAAAGAGUGGAUGACAAACCCUGCAGAGAACAAGAUUAAUGUCAACUUGAAAACCACAGUGUACUGCAAUGCCAUCGCAGCAGGAGGAGUGGAGGAGUGGGACUUUGCAUGGUCCAUGUAUAAGAAUGCUACCAUCGCCUCAGAAGCAGAUAAACUUAUGUUUGCUCUGGCAUGCACUAGACAGCCCUGGCUGCUGAACAGGUAUCUGGAGUAUUGUCUGGAUCCAGAACAAAUCCGUAAACAGGAUGCUACCUCUACCAUUAAUUCCAUUGCUGGUAACGCUGUUGGUCAACCUCUGGCUUGGGACUUUAUCAGAUCCCGGUGGAACCAUAUAUUCAACGACUAUGGUGGUGAAUCAAUGUCUUUUGGAAGAGUGAUUUCUGGAGUGACAGCACGAUUCUCCACCGAGUUUGAUUACCAACAGCUGCUGCAGUUCAAAGAAGACAAUGCAGAUCAGCUGGGCUCAGCAGCCACGUCUAUAGAUCAGGCACUGGAGAGAACCAGGGCCAACAUUAACUGGGUGAACCAGAAUAAGAAUGUGGUGCUUAACUGGUUCAACAGUGAAACUUCUGCAGUUUAACAACCCAAACACUCUUCCCAGUACACAGUUUUCAAAUGCACUGUAAUUUGCUCAUCAAAGCUUUACUCCAACUGAAGACUUCUAAACUUGUAUGUAUUUUCUGAUUGUAAUGGAGAUUUUUUUAAUGUAAAGUUUUGAUAAAAUGUUUUUGUGGUUAAAGAUUAUUUGAUAUCAGUUUUAUAUGUGGAAAAUGUGUUGUAAGCUACAUGAACUGAAUGAAAAUCAAGAUUUUCACACAACAGGAAAUGUGAAGUUGCGUGCUCACCGAUAUUUUUACAUCCUCUGUGAAUGCAAAUGUAUAAAAUAAAAGUUUUAAAUAGUGAAAAUCCUAA